Messenger RNA from Nilaparvata lugens (brown planthopper), 1598 nucleotides. RefSeq lists its product as uncharacterized. Bases 524 to 928 code for a protein of 134 amino acids. The transcript is spliced from 4 exons. The record is from RefSeq and is a predicted model, not a curated record. NCBI's taxonomy places the organism in Eukaryota, Metazoa, Arthropoda, Insecta, Hemiptera, Delphacidae.
UACGAGAAACCAAAAAAUGGUACCUUUAAACCACCCUCACCCCCUUAGCACAGCGGGUAGGGGUGGGGAAUUUUGAUAUAAUUACCUCCUUACUACCCUAAACAUAACUGCGGGGUCAAAAAUUGUCUUCCCAACUUUUCCCUCUAUAACCUUUCCUUGACUGGACUAUUGGUAAAUACUAGAAUUUGAUUUAGUAACUUUUUGAUAUCUUACUCCAAGACGUCAGCGAUGCCAGAGGCUGACGAAGCUACUCAUCCGGAUUGAAAUGCAUAGGUACCACUUGAUGUUGGUAUCAAAAAGUUAGAUAAAUUUUGUAAAGAAUUCAUAUCGUAGAGUUUCUAUAGAAAUCUCAACAAGUGUUUUUUCAUAGUAAACAACAUGCUGCUAGGAAACAUAUGAUACGUUGUGUACUGUAAUAUGAACAUGGUAUGAUUAUUCACAGUAAACACUUGCAUCUUCUUAGGAACAGACUGAAAUAAGCCAUUACUUAUUGUAACCUCUAUUUGAACAUUAUUUCAUAAAUAUGAAGUUGCAUUGUCCUAGGGUACAAACCAGUGCAUGUGGCUGCUCCUUGCAAACUGGAAGCAAAAUAAUUGGAUAUGUAUCUACGCUUGUCGGAAUUGGACUGCUCGUCAGCGGCAUUUCACUUGCAUUGGAUAAGCAUGAGCAGGAGCGUGGCACUCACAAACAAGAAAUGGAUAAGUUAUCUCUAAUAAUUGGAGCAACCUCUGCUGGAUAUGGAUUGAUAUUUUUUAUAGUUUCUUUUCUAUUGCUCUGCGGAGCUAUUCAGGCGAAACGACGUUGCAUGCUACCAUUUCUUGUCUUUGCAUACUUAAACAUUGUUCUAAUAGUUGUGCUCAUUCCUUGGAUAAUAUAUGAAGGUUUCUUCAUUCUCACAUUCCUUCUAAUAGCCCCUCUGUGUAAGUAAUGAUUUUAUAACAUUUAGUACUUGCUUUUAUGGUAUUCCAAUAGUUAUAAGGGUAAGAAAUACAUUGCUAUAAUUUUAACUGUGGGGGAAAAUGCAGAGGGGUUUAAACGUCUUGAAUAACAUCGAAUUAUGAAGAGGUAGAUAAAUAAUAUGCAGACCUAUGAUGAAUGCAUAGUAAUAGUAAUAUAGUUCUGAUUUUUUAAUAUAUUGUUUGGAUACAUAAGAGAAGUCAGAACUAUUUUUUCCUUGUGCUUGAUACAGAGUGGCCCAAAAAUCUCGUAUUUUCGGUUCAUUUUCCAGUUUUCAGCUAUUUCCGCCAAAUUCAGUCCAAUUCGGACAGAAAAAUUCGCUCUAGCCUUUUAUUUAGAUUAUUAAAUUCUAAAUAAGAUGAGAUCAUCAGAAACUCUCUAUAUUCAAUGAGUUACUUUUUUUUUAAUUCAAGUACCUAAAGAGUAAAUUUUUAUAAAUUUCAUUGUUUGAUCAACAUUAUAAUCUUCCGAUUGUUACCAUUUAAAUGUAUAGAUCAAAAUCCCUCUGGGCGCAAAUUUGUGCUCUACAACCAGAGACCGGGUAGAGUGCUCUAUCUCAUAUAGUUUUCCAGGUUCACCUGACAACAAUGCUUCUUGUAAUUUGAGAAAACCCUAAUUUUAAGCUUCAACCAUCAUAAUAU